CAUCAUUCUCUGGAAAUCUUUCACCAGUUCAUCGUCUUAAAGUAUGAUUGGCAACUCUACAACAGUGCACCUUGCCACAAGCAGAUAUUCUCGUCACGAUAUGUUCAUGGUGGUUUGAGACGCUGCUCAGUUAGCUCAACAAGCUACACAACUGGAACAAGCUUCAACUGGAAGCCUCCGAGGAAACAACGCCACCGAGACAGCGCCACUGCGACUCCGGGAAAGUCGGUGCUUUCUCCGGCUACGCGAGAACACAAUCAUCCGCCGUUUAGAACCGCGGAGAGAGUAGCCCACUCCCCCACAUCAGAACUGACAGAAGCCUGAAAUGUCCAGAUCGCCUGAACCGCCACAACAGCAGCCCAUGCCAGCAAAGAAGGAGAUCAAGGCAGAAGAAUGUUAUGAGUUCCUUCAGAAAGUCGAAGUGGAAGAGACGGCUGGUCUAGAACAUGGCGGGAAGACUGAGAUACUCACAUUCCAAACCUUCAUUGUCAAAGAAGAGAAGUUAUCACCUGUGCGAGUGAAAGAAGAAGAAGAAGAAUCCAAUUUAUGGGAAUAUGGACACUGCAACUCUUCCCCUAGUGGUCAUGAAGUGGAGGAAAGGCCUGAGCUGGAGCAUGAGUGGACAACGGAGAUGGCAACAUCAGCACAGCUGACCUGCGAGGAGGAAACGUAUUGUGCAGCAGAAAUCAAAGAAGAAAUUAAAGAGGAAGACUGUCAUGAGGACAUGUCUAUUACAAUUCAGGAAGAAAAGCCUGGAAUAGAACUCGACUGGAACACCACAACCGCACCGGACACGUCACCACAGCUGUCCUGCGGAGAGGAGAAUGAAGAAGACACGUCACCACAGCUGUCCUGCGGAGAGGAGAAUGAAGAAGACACGUCACCACUGCUGUCCUGCAGAGAGGAAGCUGAAGAAGACACAUAUGCCCCAGUAGAAGGUCCAGACUUGUCUCCUGGAAACACCCGCAGGGAUAUUGACAUUGACUGUGAUCCAGCGCCCGAACCAAAAGCAUGGUCCAUUCUUGAUAGUUUCAUGGCAUUUGGUUCGGACGACCUGUUCUGCAGCACACCAGAUGCCACCCUUGAUGCCCUCGUGCCAUUUCCCCGCAUCGCUCGAGCCACAGCCCCUCUGUCCUCAUCAGCGCCCCCUGGUGGCCUUGCACCCACAGCCCCAGAAAUGAGAGAUCCAUGCGGCCAGAAAUGCCGAAGACAGUGCACCGGCAAGUUCAGCGAGGGUAGACGCAGGGAGAUUUGGAGCAGCUACUGGCUCAUGGACAACGCGGAAAAGCGCUUGUUCGUGUUCCACAGCGUGAGCCAGCUGCCGACGGCGAGGUGUUCCGUGGCUGGGAGUCGGCGCGGCAGGUCGUUUGUUUACAGGCUGGAGAACGAAGACCAAGUCCCGCAGCAGGUCUGCAAGACGUUCUAUUUGGCCACGCUGGGGUACCACCCCACGAACGACAGCCUGGUCCUCUCAGUGAUGGGGAGGGAGAUGGGAAAUAAGAUGAACCUGCAAGACCGACGAGGAAGACACCCCCCGGCCAACAAGCUGGAUCUGCAGCCUGUGUUUGACCAUAUCGAGUCCUUCCACCCGUCGGUGGGCCACGACGGAAGGGAACAGUCCCCGCGUCAUCGUCGGUACCUCCCCAGAGACGUCACCAUCAAGCUGAUGUACGCUGAUUAUGUGGAAAAGGGUAACCGCUGCUCCUACGAAACCUACCGCAAAGCUGUGAAGCAGAAGAACAUCGGCUUUUGCAAAGCUCGGAAAAGGGGGGACGCGAGGAGUGGCCACUGGCCGUAAUGGGGAUGCCAGUGCUGGGCCGCUGGCUGACAAACACUGCCACCUGCUGGCCAGAGUGUUGAGAUGGGCGAUGGCAGACGGGAUAAAUCUUUUACCAACGCGUGUUGUUCUUUGUGUCCCGAGUCAUCCAUGCCUUUUUGUACAGCACCCUCACUGUUUGUGUUUCGGCCUGAAUGUAAUAUGUAAUAAUAUCCAUGAACUUUUUAAUCGUCCUCGUGUCGCAACGCCAAAGGUGUUUAUAAAUGAAAUGCACUGAUAUACCUCUGUUAUUGUUACUGUUAUUAUAACUUUGCAUUCCAGUUCAAUUAAAUUAUUAUGCUGA
This is a messenger RNA of Sardina pilchardus (European sardine), 2120 nucleotides long. RefSeq lists its product as uncharacterized. Lineage: Eukaryota; Metazoa; Chordata; Actinopteri; Clupeiformes; Clupeidae. Bases 326 to 1798 code for a protein of 490 amino acids. The record is from RefSeq and is a predicted model, not a curated record. The transcript has 5 exons.